Molecule: messenger RNA, 420 nt
Organism: Penicillium cataractarum
Lineage: Eukaryota; Fungi; Ascomycota; Eurotiomycetes; Eurotiales; Aspergillaceae
Product: GMF family protein
Exons: 4
Coding region: 1-420 (139 amino acids)
Biological process (GO): negative regulation of Arp2/3 complex-mediated actin nucleation; actin filament debranching
Cellular component (GO): actin cortical patch
Molecular function (GO): Arp2/3 complex binding; actin binding
Source: RefSeq, a predicted model, not a curated record
AUGCCCGGUCUAUACUCGUUCUCUCCGGAGACGACGGAGAAGCUACGCAAGUUCCGUCUGAGCUCGUCGCGAGCCAAGGAUCCCCAAGCCCAGAUCUAUGAGAUCGAUAAGAACACCGGAGAGAUUCGUCCCAAGAACGAUGAGACAUACACAAACAUGAUGGACGUGGCCGACGACCUGCCCGAGACCACGCCGCAGUUCAUCGUCCUCAGCCACCCGUUGACCCUGAAGGACGGUCGUCUCUCUGUCCCUUAUGUCCUCCUUUACUACAAGCCCGAGAACUGCAAGACCGACACUAUGUAUCAGUACGCCAACGCGGUGGAGUUGAUGCGCACCACGGCGGGAGUCAACCGACUCAUCCCCGUCGAGAGUGAAGACGAUGUCAUCUCCAUCGCGUCGAAGCUGGCUGGCGACGAGUAA